Molecule: messenger RNA, 5078 nt
Organism: Coffea arabica (coffee)
Lineage: Eukaryota; Viridiplantae; Streptophyta; Magnoliopsida; Gentianales; Rubiaceae
Source: RefSeq, a predicted model, not a curated record
ACCAAGCCAGCCCGCUUCCCCAAACCAACCGGGGGGCCUCUAUCACUGAUUCUCCUUGUAAUCGCUAGAAAUGACGAUUUUUACUGGAUUCACCGCGAAUAAUAAUAAACUGUACCGUUCUUGCCGACCGGCUCAUUCAAUUUGUGCUCACUAUUACGUUAUUAAUUCUUUUUAUCCAGCUAUGACCGGAAGCCGGUGGCUAGGUUCCAGAACUGAGUCUGCUCCAUCAGAGUUCCGGGGACCAAACGCCUACGAUUUGCUCGGAGUUUCGCAGACCAGCUCAUUAGCAGAAAUCAAAGCUUCCUUUCAUAAAUUAGCCAAGGAGACCCACCCUGACCUUGCCGACUCACACACCUACUCUUCUGCCUCCAAUCGGUUCAUCCAAAUUCUCGCUGCUUAUGAGAUACUCUCAGAUUGUGAGAGGAGGGCGCACUACGAUCAAUAUCUAUUGUCUCAAAGGGUGCUAUUUCAAAGACUUCCUGGGCAGGGAUCAGAUAUUUUUACCUAUGAAUCACACAGAACACCAGCUGGGCAGAUGGAAGUUGUUGAAUGGUUGAAAUGGUAUAGAUAUGCUGUAAUUGAGAUUUUAUCAGAGAAAAGGGUGGUCAUAGGAUCAGGAUACCUUGAUGUAUUGGAGAGGGAUUUCUAUUCGGCAAUGCAUACAGCAUAUUAUGGCCCAGAGAUUGAGUGCUCAGAUCUUCUUCCUGAUUGUUUUGAAGCUGAGGAGAGGUCUCAUUGUUGCACUCCUGAGGUGCUGCACUUGGUGUUCGGGCGAGAUCUCUUUGGAAUGGUUCGUAUUACCAACCAGAUUCCUGAAAUAUCGCAUGCUAAAAGGGAAAACUUGACAUCUUUUGCAUCAGAUUUGUCUGAAUCCAUUCAGUAUGCUGAUGAUCUAAAGAACUCCAGUGUAACUGAUGGGGGCACUUACCAGAAGCAAGCAACUGAAUCUUGUUACAAUACCUCGGAUACAUAUAAAAAUCUUGAAUUAUGUAUAGGAGGAAGGCUGAUUGCUGUGGCCAGAAGAGAUCCACCACAGAGCUUAGAAGGGAAACAGAACAAAGAGGAUAGUAUUCAUGUUUAUCUCACUUCACAUGAUGACUCUGUGGCUAGGAGUCAGGUGUCUGGCGAGUUUAAUGAUGUGGAUUUUUCAGUUGGAUACAGGAUUCCACUGGGAACAAUAACUGGACUUGGGACCAGCCCGGAUGAAGGAUCAUGCUAUGUCUAUGAUAAGAGUGGUGCAAAAACCCAUAUUAUCAUGAAGCACAGAACUUUGCUCGUAAAACACAUGCAUUGGUAUCGAGUAGGAGAUAAAGCUUCAAUGUGUGAAUGUAGAUGCACCAGGGCUCGGUUGCCGCCAAGCAAAUUUUGGCUAUUCGAACCUCGCUGUGGCAUGCAUGACAUUGGAGGCUGGUAUGUCGAAACAUAUGGUAGGGAUAAGAAGGCACGUACUGUACCAUCCCAGAGACACUGGGAUGGUUUGGGUUCAAAUGAACUGUUUGACAAGAGACUCCAUCCAGCAAUGUAUUUGCUUGCUCUUGCCUAUAGAAGUCUAGAUAUUGAAGAUGCAAGGAGAAGGAAGAAAACCGUGAAGGAUAUUAUUGAAACUAAAAUGUUUAGAAUUCUCAGCUGGUGCAAGAAACUAGCCUAAAAAAGUUGCCUAAGGCUUUCUCAAGUUGGAACUCGGAAGUGCCCAUAUCCAGAAUCGUCAUUGCAUCAUGCCUGAUGUUUAGUAGACUGGUCUUCCAUCAGCAGCUUCUGCAGCAGCUGCUGCUAGAUCAUCAUCAUCUAUGACUUCUACCGGCAACCGAAAUAAUUCCUCUUUCCUAUGAUUUUCUCGUGGAAAUUUUAUACAGAGGCAAGUAAGUGCAUUUUUCUUCUACUCUACUGGAUAAUACUUUAUUAAGUUUUUUGUAUAUUUGAUUGGGAAUGAGGGCUUAACUUUUGUGCUUGUUUACCUUAUAUUGUACUUUGUGUCAAUCUUUGAAACUGAAACUUCGGUUGAGUUCUCCUUUGCUGAAAGUGUGUUCUGGAUAAAAUCUUCUACCGGUGUUGCAAAUAUAAAUAAAAAUACUGCUGCAACAAGUAACACCCCUGUCCCAACUAGUGUCUGUUUCAGCAACUGGAUCACUGGUUUGACCUAUAUGCAUAAAUUUUCAUAAGCUACAGAAAAUUAGUGUAUACCUCAUAGAAACUUGCUAGAUGGCUUUUAAGUAUGAGAAGGUAGUCUAGAGUUAUAGUCCAUUCACUAAAUUUAAGAAAACUUUGAAAUCCUUCAUUUUGAUCGGGGUUGGAUAUGUUGUUGUUACUGGAGUUAUAGUCCAUGCAUUAAAAUUAAGAAAACUUUGAAAUCCUUCAUUUUGAUAGGGGUUGGAUAUGUUGUUACGAGAAGUGCUAUUUGACAUAUAUUCUACUCAAAGUGCAAUCAACUUCAGAGCGAUUAAAAACACACUGCUUUACCAUCGAUGUGCUACCUUGUAAGAGCCGAGCAGUCUAUCACGAGCCAGAAUCUGCAAGAAUUGAUGAUUAUAUAAGCUACUGUCGUUUCUGCUCUUCUAAAAACUUUUUGUGUGGUGAUAAAGCUAGGGAAUGUUAAUUACCCCAAACCAAAAAAAAAAGGGUGGGAAUGUUUUGAGUUUGACAGGUAACUGCAUAUAAGUCUUACAGGGUGCUAUGUAGGAAUACAAUGAUUUAACCUUGAUACGCUAAGUUUGAAAUACAUUUCAUGUAUACUUUUCGACCUUGUUUUCCAGAGUACAUUCAAUCAUGAACAAUCAGCCCAUUGCAGUCUCCUAUUUUUGCUCUUGGCAUGCAUAUGAGGUUUCAUUCAUUGACAAAAUUCUUGGGUUUGAUUUUCUUCAACUAGCAUUUAAACUAGAUAAAAUAAGAACUCACCUCUGGUGGUUUUACCCACAUUUGUCCAUCAUACCAUCCGGUUUCUUCAUAAGGUAUGACCGCUGAUAGAAGUCUGUCGCCUACAUAACUCCAUCCCUGUUGCAUGCAUAAAUGGAAAAUGUGAUAGCUGGCUGAAUUUUGUUGAGUCAAGAAGAUCAAUGAGAUCAUUAGAGUUUAGUGAUAUCCAGAAGGUCUAGUUUCAGUCAAUCAGGUGAACUGAGUUGACUUAUACUACAAAAUCCAGAUACUGUCAGUUUUCAUCCCAGGUUAAGUAGCUUUAUUGCUCAAUCCUAGCAGGGAAAGCGGAUUACUUGAAGUGAGAUACUUAGGGAAGACAUCUUUUAUCGUUAAGAGAUGGGAGAGAAAAAAGCAUGCCACUGGCUGGCUAAUAUUAGCAUGUAAAAUGUUAAUCAGUUUCGCAUUGUAUUUGCACAAAACUUCUUUGCUUGAAUAGGGCCUUUCUUGUUGAUUAAGGAGACUCUGUUGGGCAAAAGUGUCGAGUCAGAUGAUAUCAUAUUUUCAAAUAGUUGUGAAAGGAAGGAACUCUUUGUCCUAGUUUUCUGGCCAAAAGUCAGUGUGUUAUGCACUCAAAUAAUCCAUACCAGAUAAAUUCUGAGGACAAUUAGUGAAACAAGAAAGAGAGUUCCUGUACUAGCCGCCAAGACAAAGCGUAAAGGAUCCUGCAGAAUAGCAUAAGUGCAAGCAAGUUAGGUUAACAGAAGAGAGCAAAUGAAUCAUGGCAGCUUUCUUUUCCUAACUGAUUUCCUGGAGCAUUUCAAUUUCAUACUCCUGUUGCGUAUACUUGAUAAAGAUACUAUAUCAUUAAUAGUUGAAGCUUGCACAAAUAUCUGAGCUAUGAAAACUCUUACAAAGGUUGCUAAGUUACCAUGUGUGACUUUUAAUUCAGAAAUUUUAACCUAUUUAUUUGGGAAAAUUAAUACCAUUCCCUUUGCGAAGUGAGAAGUCAAAAGAAAUCUAUGUACCUUGAAACUGGAACUGGACAUGGGAAUUGCAUGUUUUCAUAAUUAAAUUACAGUUAGAAUCAUAAUCUUAUGCUCAGGUAAGAAUUUUUUCAUAAUUGCCUUACCUUUGCUGGAUUGAAGCUUGCAGCUGCAAUUGGCACUCCUAGAACUGUAAAAGUGACUAACCAGAGACCUCCAAGACGUAGGAAGAAGGACCCUGGACCCAAUUCGGCCCACGAAUAUAAAGUAGAAUCUUUCAGUGAUGAGUAUUCAUUCACCUGUAAGCAUAAAUUGCAUGAUAUUUUCAAGAUUUAACCUCAAAUCUUUCUGAUAUUACUGGACAAUGAAGAUGGAAUUUCCAGUCCACUGAAGUCAAUGUGGCAAUACAUGUCUAAAUAACACAAACAUCAUCUUGAACUCAACUUUUCAGUUUGACUGUAGUUCUUAUGCAGGGUUUAACUGAAAGCUAGAAGAUUACGACAAUCGGAACUCAGACAGGCAUUUUCUCACUGCUCAACAAGUUAUGGAAAAAACUUACCGGCCUUUGUUCAUAGGGCACCUCAAUUUCCAGCCCGGGGUCCCAACUUUGACCAGAAUUUGGUGUCUGUUAUAGUGGACUAUCCAUGACCUGCAGCUGCUGCCAACCUUGUGUUGUUGCAGACUCGGUACGGGAGAAAAACAAAUGCUUAAUCUGAGCAUUUAUUUGCUCGACUCGAGUUCCUGUCGAGUCAGAAAGAGCCUUGCUUCUGAUUAGUAUCCUGUGAAUUUGGAGUGGAAGUAGAGAGAUGUUCCGAGGUGUAUAGUUAAGAGUUAUGUGCAAAUCUUUGACGACCAUUCAUUAUUUACGUGGAGGAAGACGGUGCUAAUUUGUGAAUAUGUUUAUAUAGUAUGUCGCUUGAUGGAGACAGGCAUAUCAAUCCGGAUGUGCCAACUUGUGCGCGACCCACUGGUUUGUUGUAUAAUUUGUAUGCACAAUUUUUCUAUAUUUAUCUGUUAGCUUGUGCAACGGCUUAGGCUUGUCAUAUGGCGGCAGCGGUCGUGCACGCUGUUUCAUGUUCCUUUCUCGCGUCUUCACGACCUAGGCGGGUGGGACUCGCGGAGAAGCCGACAUUAAAAUCGCUAUCUUUGAACUAAACAGAUCCUACCUCAUUGCUUAAGGGCUGCUUUUCAAGGCAAAGAGUAGAAGAGUAAGAGUGGAAGAGGAGCAUGAAAGCUUUUGCUUCA